Messenger RNA from Eurytemora carolleeae, 1358 nucleotides. Its product is annotated as kelch-like protein 12. The transcript has 3 exons. NCBI's taxonomy places the organism in Eukaryota, Metazoa, Arthropoda, Copepoda, Calanoida, Temoridae. The record is from RefSeq and is a predicted model, not a curated record. Gene Ontology annotation, molecular function: protein binding. The coding region runs from base 171 to 1289 and encodes 372 amino acids.
AAAAUAUCGUCUUCAUUAUCAAAAAUCCUCGAAACAGGAAUGAAUGUUUUCAAAAGUAACUCUCGGAUCAUAAAAAUCUAUAAAACUUAAACUGGUGCAUUAUAAGAAAUUCUAUCAACCCCGCCAAGGUAAAUCAGCCUAUAAACAAAAUAGCUGGUCCCUAAUAAAUAAUGACCUUAUUUAUAAGCUAUAAGUAUUAUCUCAAAAUUUUCAGUUUAAGUCUAACCAUCGAACUGAACAUGGCCGACAUGGGCCACCUUCUUCAACUCACGGUUGGUCUUUUCUCUCUUAAUUCAGUGUCUGCCUCUCCGAUCUUUUUUGGUUCUUCAGUAAAUUGUAUUUGCCCAGCUGAAGGAUCACAGGCAUUUGCAAGACUUUUCUUUGGAGCAUCUAACUGCUGUUCUUCAACUAGAAAGGGUGUUGUUCUGAUCGGAGGAUUUGAAAAAACGGAAAGUUUCUCAUGUUCAGUAACUCUAGCUGAUACUCCCCUUGUAUACCGUCCUGGAGCUGCAGUCUUAAAUAACCAGCUUUACUACUGUGGAGGAUUAAUUGAGACUAUAAGUCCAAGAGUCGGCAACACAACAAAUGAAUGUUAUAAGAACGAUGAAGGAACCUGGGUGUCAGUACCAAGCAUGAAUGUCCCCAAAUUUUCUCACACCAUGACAUCGGUUGGAUCAUAUAUCCUUGUAACUGGAGGAUAUAAUGUUGUUGUUGAUAAUAGUGGUGAAACAAAUGUAAAACAACUAGACACUGUGGAGAUAUUUGAUGGCUUUGUGUGGAUUAAACUUCCAUAUACUCUGUCUUCUGAAAGAGAAAACAGCUGUGCUGUUCCUGUCAGUGAAACAGAAAUAUUGGUUGUUGGUGGUACUUUUGACAGUACCACACUUCUUGUAGAGAAGUAUAAUAUAUUUACGGGUAAAAUCACUAGUAUUCCAAGCUCUUCUGUUGAGAGGUUUGGACAUGCUUGUGCACUGCUGAACGGAGAAGUUUAUGUAAGUGGAGGAACUUCUUUAAAAACUGAACUUCUUCUGGACACUGUUGAAGUAUUGAACCUAAAAACCCUAGAAUGGAGAACCAUAUCACCCUUGAAUACCCAACGUGCUGAUCACACAAUGGAGGUUGUAAAUGGAGAAUUAACAGUGUUUGGAGGAUUUGGACCACAAGGAAUUGUAGAGUUUCAACCAUUUGAUACAUUUGAGAAGUUAAUUGGUACCACAUGGCAAACUCAAACAGACACUCUGAAAUAUCCUCGUGGCAACCAUGCCUCCGUUGUAGUAGAUUGUGAUUAGAGUCAUUUUGUUAUUUAUGUUAUUGUUAUGUUUGUUAUUAUAUUUAGUUAUUUUUUUGUUAUUAGACAU